AUGGCUACGGUGGAGGAUUUCAUGAACCAGAUCGGAGAUGCUGCUGGACUACCUUUACUGGGUGUCAAGUUAUUAGUCUGUUUAAUCGCAGGUUAUCCUUUAGGUCUCAUUCAUAGAUUAAUUUUUAUCAGAACUAGUGCCUCAAUUCAGCACAUAUUCUUCACGAUUGUUGGCAUUGGCAUUGCACGCUUCUGUUUUGGUAACGAUUUCGUUCAUUCAUUAGCGAAUAUUAUCAUCAAUUAUAUAUUAUUAUCGGCUCUUGGUGGAACGUCACUAUCAGUUGCAUUAGCAUUCAUUAUACAUAUGGGUUAUUUGUUAGGUGGAUACUAUUACUAUGCCACAGACGACUACGAUAUCGAUUGGACAACUGCUCAUUGCGUUCUAACCUUAAAAUUGAUAGCUGUUGUAUUCGAUCGAUACGAUGGUGCACAGGACGAGGCAAAGUUAAAUGAGGAACAAAAGUGGAGAUGCCUUAAAGAAACUCCGUCACUCUUAGAGAUGCUAGGUCAUGCGUACUUUUUUGGAGGUUUUUUGGUUGGUCCUCAGAUUUCAAUGAGUAGAUAUCUAAAAUUUACUUCUGGAAGUUUGCUUCGUAAUGCGCCACAGUCUCCUUUCUCUAGUGUCCUUCCCGCAACGAUUCGCAUUGUUACUGGUUUUGUUUACAUGGGUGUAUAUUCAGUUGUAUCUAGUUAUGGUGCUCCAGAUUAUAUGCUUACAACAGAGUUCGCGGUAUGCUCAUUAUUGUCUAUCUUUCUGAAUUCACCUGAAUGGUAUCGUUUAAUUUAUCCAUACAUUUGUGUUCGAACACAAUUUGUGAGAUACGUGAGCGCUUGGUUGCUUGCUGAAAGCAGCUGUAUGAUGAGUGGUAUUUCUUACAACGAGAAAGGCACGAAUUUUUAUUCUAAAUGGAAUGCUAUGGCUAACGUUCGCUUAAGAAUUUUGGAAACUGCCUAUACUGUCAAACAUUUGAUUCAAAGCUUUAACAUCAAUACCAAUAGAUGGGGCGUUAGCUAUAUUUACAAGAGGCUGCGUUUUCUCGGUAACACAAUGUUAUCCCAAUUGGCCCUUUUAUACUUUUUAGCUAUAUGGCAUGGUCUUUACAUUGGCUAUUUCGUUGCUUUUACAAUCGAACUGGCUGAUGUAUUUAUGGAAAAUGAGUUGAGUUGUUAUGAACCCGAGGUUUUUAGAUGUCCAAAAAUUGUUCUAUUAGAAACUAAUGAAACAAAUAAGCAAAUACUAGAAAAUGUGAACUUUCUGUUUUUUUAUCAGUCUGUGCGAAUUUUAGCAAUUUUACUGGAAACCGAAAAAACCAGUGAACUACCAUUCUUUACCCGUCUUUGUGUGAACGCUUUUCACUGCUUUCGAAGCUUUUACUUCUUAGGAAUUGGAUUUGCUGCCUUUUCUCUAAUAACGUACGAAAAAACCGUUCAGGCCUUUAAAAAUAUUGGCUACGCUCCAUUAGUAAUAUUUGGUAUCUGGACUAUAUGGUAUAUUGUUUUCAAUGCCAUAGCAGCGAAUAAAUUACGAAGACAAAAAGCCAAGGAAUUAAAAGACAAGGUUUUUUUUAAGUCGCGUAGCUAA
Trichoplax adhaerens is the source of this 1581-nucleotide messenger RNA. RefSeq lists its product as uncharacterized. NCBI's taxonomy places the organism in Eukaryota, Metazoa, Placozoa, Uniplacotomia, Trichoplacea, Trichoplacidae. The record is from RefSeq and is a predicted model, not a curated record. Gene Ontology annotation, cellular component: membrane. The transcript has 17 exons. Gene Ontology annotation, molecular function: 1-acylglycerophosphocholine O-acyltransferase activity; lysophospholipid acyltransferase activity. The coding region runs from base 1 to 1581 and encodes 526 amino acids. Gene Ontology annotation, biological process: phosphatidylcholine biosynthetic process; lipid modification.